Molecule: messenger RNA, 721 nt
Organism: Cariama cristata (Red-legged seriema)
Lineage: Eukaryota; Metazoa; Chordata; Aves; Cariamiformes; Cariamidae
Gene: NEIL1
Product: nei endonuclease VIII-like 1 (E. coli)
Exons: 8
Biological process (GO): base-excision repair
Cellular component (GO): nucleus
Molecular function (GO): nucleic acid binding; DNA-(apurinic or apyrimidinic site) endonuclease activity; DNA N-glycosylase activity
Source: RefSeq, a predicted model, not a curated record
GGAGAACGUGCUGAAGAACCUGGACGACAAGGCUUUUGACAAGCCCAUCUGCGAGGCUCUCUUAAACCAGAAGUUUUUCAAUGGAAUUGGGAACUACCUCCGUGCUGAGAUCCUGUACAGGUCGAAGAUCCCUCCCUUUGAAAAGGCUCGGACGGUGCUGGAGGCUCUGAAGGAUCAGGAGCAGAAUCCUUCCCUGACGCUGAGCAAGAAGCUGAAGCUGAUGCGGGAGAACCCGGACCUCCUGGAGCUGUGCCACACCGUGCCCAUGGAGGUCAUUGCAGCGGAGAAAAAGCUCUUUGACCCAGACCACGCAGACAACUAUGCCGCUUUCAAGAACUGGCUGCAGUGUUACUUGGUGCCUGGCAUGAGCUCCCUGCGUGACCGCAAUGGCAGGACGAUAUGGUUCCAGGGAGAGCCUGGCCCCAUGGCUCCCAAAGGGCAGACACCCCGCAAGAAGCGUGCUCAGCUGAAGGCAGAUUCUGAGGCUCUGACCCCCAAGGUCACCACACGCGCCUCGAAACGCCGCCCCAAGGCUGCAGCGAAACCCCCAAAGUCAGCUGAGGAAGAGGAGGUGGCUGACGGGCCGAGGAAGGGACGUGCUCGUGGGAGGAGGAAAGCGACUGCUGCUCCGGCCUUGUCUGAGCCUGAGGCGCUGGGCAAAGCCAAAAGAAGCCGCCGGACAUCUGCGCGCAGGGGCAGAGGUGCAGCCCCUGCUGUGUGA